UACGAGGAAACUUCCGCGGCACCUUUGCUUUAUUAGUGACUUGAGAAUCCAAUGAACUCUGCCUCUUUCUUCUUCAAAGUCCAGAAACUCUUUCACAGUCUCUCUUGUUAUCUCACAGCUUUCAAUGGUGAUCAUUCAAGAAGCCUCUUCUUCUUCUUCUUCUUCCACCCAUCCAUGGAAAUACCAUGUCUUUUUGAGUUUUAGAGGUGAGGAUACCCGCAAUAAUUUCACAGGCCAUUUGUGCAGCGCUUUGCGUCAGAAUGGAAUCAACACCUUCAUGGAUGAUCAGCUCAGAAGAGGAGAAGAAAUAUCAACAGCACUUCUCCAAGCAAUUGAACUGUCGAGGAUUUCAAUCAUUGUGUUCUCUAGAAACUAUGCAUCCUCCAAGUGGUGCUUGGAUGAACUUGUCAAGAUCCUCGAGUGCAAGAAAUCAAAUCAACAAGAGGUUCGACCAGUUUUCUACAAAGUCAAUCCCUCGGAUAUACGAAAUCACAGAGGUAGCUUUGCGGAGGCACUUGCUAAUCAUGAAUGCAGAUUCAAAGAUAACCCGGACAAGGUUCAGAAAUGGAAGGAUGCUCUCUCAGAAGCAGCACAUUUGUCAGGGUGGCCUCUUAUGGAUGAGAAUUGCUCUGAAUCCAGUGUUAUUCAUGAAAUUGUUAAAGAGAUUUCAGAGCAAGUUAUAAACAGUACAUAUAUGUAUGUGGCCAAGUACCCGGUUGGAAUAAAACCUCGGGUGGAAGAGAUCCAUACGCUUUUAGGUGUUGAGGGAAGAGACAUUCAUAUGGUAGGGAUAUGGGGGGCUGGUGGAAUAGGUAAGACCACAAUUGCCAGAGCUGUCUAUAACUCAAUUGCUCAUAAAUUUGAUGGGAGUUGUUUUUUGGAAAAUGUUAGAGAAAAUUCAAUGGGUGCCAAAGGCUUUGUCAAACUACAAAAGAAACUUCUUUGUGAGAUUCUAAAGGGAACAAAUUUGAAGGUGGCCAAUGAAGCUAGAGGAAUCACUAUGAUCAAGGAAAUGUUGCAAUAUAAAAGUAUUCUCUUAGUGCUUGAUGAUGUGAAUGAUAUUGAUCAGCUAAACAACUUAGCUGGUGAAUGUAGUUGGUUUGGUAUGGGUAGUAGAAUCAUCAUAACAACCAGGGAUAAACAAUUGCUGACAGGUCAUAAUGUUAAUCUAAUAUAUAAGGUCCAAGAAUUGGCUCAUCAUGAAGCUCUCGAGCUUUUUAGUCGAAAUGCCUUAAAAGGAAACAGACCUUUGGAUGGUUUUGAGGAACUUACAGAACGUGCUAUACGCUAUGCUCAAGGCCUUCCAUUAGCUUUGAGUGUUCUAGGAUCUUCUCUAUGUGGUGGAGAUGUAGAGAAAUGGCAAGCUGCAUUAGAUGGUUUCAAAAGCCCAAAAAUUAGAGAAGUUCUCAAAAUAAGUUACAAUGGAUUGGAUGACACAGAGAAGGAAGUUUUUCUUGACAUUGCAUGUUUCUUUAAAGGUGAAAAAAGAGAACACGUGAUAAAAAUAAUAGAAGCUUGUGGCAGCAAAAAGCAUGAUAUUGAUGUGCUCAUAGACAAGGCCCUCAUCAGUAUUAGAGACAUGGAUUGCAUUUGGAUGCAUGGCUUGCUAGAAGAACUGGGUAGAGAGAUAGUUCGCAAAGAGUGGCCCAAUGACCCUGGAAAGCGUAGCAGGUUGUGGUUUCAUAAAGAUGUUUACCAUGUUCUAACAGAGAAUACUGGAACAGCCAAUGUUAUAGGCAUCAAGGUGGAGCUGGCCAAAGAUUCAGAUGUGAUAUGUUUAAGUGGGACCACUUUCUCCAACAUGCGAAAACUUAGACUUUUCAUACACCGUGCUGGAUGCUAUUCUGGCGCUGUUGAUAGUCUGCCAAAUAGCUUGAGGGUAGUUGAUUGGCCUAAAUAUCCCUUACAAUUUUUGCCAUCCAAUUUAAUUCCAAGAGAACUUGCUCUAAUCAAUAUGCCUAGGAGUCGCAUCACAGUAUUGGGAGAUGGAUACAAGCAUCUGAUAAAUCUGACAUCAAUAAAUCUAAGUGGUUGUGAGUACCUAACGAAAGUGUCAGACUUAUCGGGAAGCCCAAACUUACAACGUUUGAAUCUAAAUUUCUGUGAAAGUUUAGUUGAAGUGCAUCCUUCCGUUGGAUUCCUCGAUAAACUUGAGCAUUUGAGUCUAAACUCCUGCUCUAGGCUUGAGACUUUUCCCACGGAAAUUAGUUGGAAAUCCAUGAGGGAGCUUUGGCUUCACUGGUGUGGAAGGCUUGAGAAUUUCAUAAAAAUUGUGCACAAGAUGGAGUCCAUUAAAACAUUGGAUCUAUGGGGAAGUGGCAUAAAAGAACUGCAGUCAUGGAUUGGAUGUUGCAUUUCCUUGGAAGUUUUGAUGUUGAAUGGAACUUCAAUCAAACAACUGCCCUUAACGAUUGGAAAUCUUACUUCUUUAAGAAAAUUGGACCUGUUUGGAACUCCCCUUAAGGAAUUGCCUUCAUCGAUUGGGUAUUGCACUUCCUUGGAGAUAUUGGACGCGUCUGAAACUCUCAUUGAAGAAUUGCCUUCAUCAAUUAGGUAUCUCACUUCUUUAAGAAAAUUGAAUCUGUCUAAGACUCGCAUCAAAGAACUGCCUUCUUCAAUUGGGAAUCUCACGUCCUUGGUGGAAUUGGACGCUUCUAAAACUCUGAUUAAAGAAUUGCCUCUGUCAAUUGGAAAUCUCAAUCGCCUUCGAGAAUUGAAACUACAAGGAUGUGCAAACCUUACAAAUGUGCCGCACGGUGUUUACGGAGGGCUGCAACAUCUAAGAUGGCUAGACCUCUCUUGGUGCCCAAAGAUGGUUACAUUUCCAGGUAGGGCGAGCGCUUUGGUUUCAUCAAUUGCAGAAUCUCUUCCUUCGAUGCUUCCAUCUAAUUCAAACAAUGGGCAUGAUCAUCCUGGUUCAUUAUUGUUUCCCCAGCUAGAGUAUCUUUUUUUUCUAGGAUGCCAAUUAUCAGUGGUCUCUGAUUUCCUAACGAAUCUUGACUGUGCGUCCACAUUGAAGAGACUUAAUCUAUCAGGAAGCAGUUUUGAUAGUCUUCCGGCAUGCAUCAGCAAAUUUCAUGAGUUGUAUUAUCUUAAUUUGGCUGGUUGCAAGAGGCUUCGAGACAUUUCAGAACUUCCACCAAAUAUACAAAGAAUAUACCUGGAUGAUUGCGUAUCGUUGGAAAGAUUUUCUAAAUUGUCAAAUAUACUGGAACAGAAAGACACUCCGGGACUUCUUGAAGACAUGUGCUUGUCUAAUUGCAAUAGACUGAUGGAUAAUCUUGGCAUGGAGAUGCAUAAUGUUGGCAUGGACAUGGUGUCGAAGAUGGCAAAAGCAUUACCGUAUCAGCUGGCGCAUGCUGGCUUAGAUCAGCAUCUGAAGCGCUGGAAUCUUAUUCUUCCAAGCCUCCAGGAAAUUGAAGUUCCAAAUUGGUUUGAUGGGGGUGAGGUGGACACAAGUGUGCUUCCUCUUCAUGGAACUGAGUAUGAUAUAUGUGAAAUUUUGAUAAAAAUCCCCAGGAAUCUGAAGGCUGAGAGAAUAGGAUUGGUUGUCUGUGUUGUUUUUGAACUUACCCAAGAUUUUUUAUAUCAUUUUAGUGGUUGUUCAGUGAGGGUUGUGAUUGAUAAAAAAGUGUAUUAUGACACCAACUACAUUCAAUUAAAAGCGACAGAGUCAUCGGCUCAUGAUAACGUAUGGGUGUGUCUGACAUGUAUUGCUUUCAAGGAGCUAGAGGUGGUGGAUCCUGUGGUUCGAGUAUGUUUUGAGGGCCAUGGAUUGCUCCUAAAGAAUUUUGGGGUCCAACUGGCUAAUAUGAAAGAGGAUCAUGUAAGUGGUGAAUACUUGGAGCGAGAAAGAUAUAGGCAGAGCAAUGCUAGCAUUUCUGAUCAGGUGGCUUUGCACGCAGAAGGGGCAGCUGUAGCAUCAUUAGUAUCAGAUGACAGCAAUUACGGGGAAGUACACGAUGAUCAUCAUGAUGAGGAACAAGAACGAGAACAGGAACCUCAUCUUCCAACAAAAAUAUUUGAAGACUUGGCAAGACAAACAAACAUAGGCAGAGCAAUGUUAGCAUUUUUGAGGUGCUUUGGAAUUACCUGCUUGUGAUUUUGGUCACGCACAAGGUUCAGCUAGCUCUAGUAUAAUCAUCAUCAAGUACCGAUUGAGGCCUUGAAGUACACUAUGAUCGAUCAUUAAUACUUGGAUUUCAGGUAUUAAUAUUCCAUGCACAUAAACUUGUAAUCUGUUGUGAUAAUUUUUCACUGACCUGCUUUUUCUGCCAAAGUUGAUCCCGAAAGAUGGCAAUUGAUGGUGAGAGGGGCAGAGGCACCAAUUAAUCUGGACUCAUGUAAUGGUCAAAUCUCGAUCAAUCCACACGAACAAGGCUGGGUUUGUUCUUCAAUUUCAAUUUGUGUUUGCUCAUUGGUUGUCUGGCGUUUUACUUAUUUUUAAUUUUUAUCUCUGGGCUUUUAAUUGGUAUUGUUUGCUGGCUUUUAGUGCGCUCUGUUUGUUACAAGUGAGAGUGAUAUAAUGCUAUAUAUCUUCAAACACUGGACUCAUA
Molecule: messenger RNA, 4556 nt
Organism: Rosa rugosa (rugosa rose)
Lineage: Eukaryota; Viridiplantae; Streptophyta; Magnoliopsida; Rosales; Rosaceae
Product: TMV resistance protein N-like
Exons: 5
Coding region: 125-4102 (1325 amino acids)
Biological process (GO): signal transduction; defense response
Molecular function (GO): protein binding; ADP binding
Source: RefSeq, a predicted model, not a curated record